This is a messenger RNA of Microtus oregoni (creeping vole), 1767 nucleotides long. It is a transcript of the gene Fars2, whose product is annotated as phenylalanyl-tRNA synthetase 2, mitochondrial. The coding region runs from base 260 to 1615 and encodes 451 amino acids. Gene Ontology annotation, molecular function: phenylalanine-tRNA ligase activity; ATP binding; tRNA binding. NCBI's taxonomy places the organism in Eukaryota, Metazoa, Chordata, Mammalia, Rodentia, Cricetidae. Gene Ontology annotation, biological process: phenylalanyl-tRNA aminoacylation. The transcript has 8 exons. The record is from RefSeq and is a predicted model, not a curated record. Gene Ontology annotation, cellular component: cytoplasm; mitochondrion.
UCGGGCCGGGCCUCUUCCCGUCAAGAUGGCGGCGCCCAGCGCGCACUGUGGCUGCUAAGAGAGAGGUGAAGUGCUGUGGCUGCGGAGCGAGUGUGUGGUCGCGUUGCUGACUUCGAAACGCCCGCCGCCUGCGUUUCCCGGCGAACGCUGGGCACUUCUGUACUGUUUCCAUAUGGUGGCUGUCUGAUUUUGCAGUCCCACAAGCAAGUCCAUAGAGGUUCCAGUCUCUGCCCAGGAGAAUUUCUGAGAAGCUUCUAUAAUGGUCUGUUCAACCUUCAUCCGAGCUGCUCAUGAACACAUCUACCUAGUAAGGAAGAUCAGUCAUGUCUUCAAAUGCCAUCAGCAUCGGGCUUGGGGCUCUAGGCCAGCUACAUCCCAGUUUCCUGCCCAAGGUGCUCCAGGCAGUGUGAUAGAGCUGCUGGGAAAAUCCUACCCUCAGGAUGACCACACCAACCUUACCCAGAAGGUCCUUUCUAAGGUGGGCAGGAACCUGCACAACCAGAAGUACCACCCUCUGUGGCUGCUCAAGGAGCGGGUAAAGGAGCACUUCUACCGGCAGUACAUGGGCCGCCCCAGGACCCCUCUGUUCUCCGUCUAUGACCAGCUGCCUCCAGUGGUCACCACCUGGCAGAACUUUGAUAGCCUGCUAAUCCCAGCAGACCACCCCAGCAGGAAGAAGGGGGACAACUAUUACCUGAACCGGGUGCACAUGCUGAGAGCACACACGUCAGCACACCAGUGGGACUUGCUGCAUGCAGGACUUAAUGCCUUCCUCGUAGUAGGUGACGUGUACCGGCGUGACCAGAUUGACUCCCAGCACUACCCAGUUUUCCACCAGCUGGAGGGUGUCCGGCUCUUCUCCAAGCACGAGUUAUUUGCUGGUGUGAAGAAUGGAGAAAGCUUGGAACUCUUUGAAGAAAGUUCUCGCUCUGCUCAUAAGCAAGAGACACACACCAUGGAGGCCGUGAAACUUGUGGAGUUUGACCUUAAACAAGUACUGACUAGGCUUAUGACACAUCUUUUUGGAGAUGGGCUGGAGGUCCGGUGGGUGGAUUGCUACUUUCCCUUCACCCAUCCUUCCUUCGAGAUGGAGAUCAACUUCCAUGGAGAAUGGCUUGAAGUCCUUGGCUGUGGAGUGAUGGAGCAGCAGCUGGUCAAUUCAGCUGGUGCUCAAGAUCAAAUUGGCUGGGCUUUUGGUCUUGGGUUAGAAAGACUGGCAAUGAUCCUCUACGACAUCCCUGACAUCCGCCUCUUCUGGAGUGAGGACGAGCGCUUCCUGAAGCAGUUCCGCGUGUCAGACAUCAAUCAGAAGGUCAAGUUUCAGCCUCUUAGCAAGUACCCCGCUGUGUUCAAUGACAUUUCAUUCUGGCUGCCCUCUGAGAAUUACAUGGAGAAUGAUUUCUAUGACAUCGUCCGAACAGUCGGGGGAGACCUGGUGGAAAAGGUUGAUCUUAUAGACAAGUUUGAACAUCCAAAGACACACAGGAUCAGCCACUGCUACCGCAUCACCUACCGCCACAUGGAGCGGACACUGUCCCAGAGAGAAGUCAGCAGUGUCCACCAGGCUGUGCAGGAGGCCGCCGUGCAGCUGCUGGGUGUGGAGGGCCGUUUUUGAUGUCCUGAUUUUCAGGCUGCGGCCCUCAUGGACUUCCAAGACUUGCUGGAAACAGGGAAAGAUAUUGUUUGUGAGCUGGAGUAUCUGUCAUCUCUUGAUAAAUGCGUCUGCUUUAGGACUUUGAGGAAAUAAAGGAUUACUUUUGAGAAGCA